Echinops telfairi (small Madagascar hedgehog) is the source of this 477-nucleotide messenger RNA. It is a transcript of the gene HTRA4, whose product is annotated as HtrA serine peptidase 4. Lineage: Eukaryota; Metazoa; Chordata; Mammalia; Afrosoricida; Tenrecidae. The transcript has 4 exons. The record is from RefSeq and is a predicted model, not a curated record. Gene Ontology annotation, biological process: positive regulation of apoptotic process; proteolysis; programmed cell death. Gene Ontology annotation, molecular function: serine-type endopeptidase activity. The coding region runs from base 1 to 411 and encodes 136 amino acids.
AUGCAGACCGACCUUCCUGUGUUGCUGCUGGGAAGGUCAUCGGACCUUCGGGCUGGAGAGUUCGUGGUGGCGUUGGGCAGCCCGUUUUCUCUGCAGAACACAGUCACGGCUGGGAUUGUGAGCACGACCCAGAGAGGGGGUAAAGAGCUGGGGCUGAAGGAUUCAGACAUGGAUUAUAUCCAGACGGAUGCCAUAAUCAACCAUGGGAAUUCCGGAGGACCUCUGGUGAACUUGGAUGGUGAUGUGAUUGGCAUAAAUACAUUGAAAGUGACGGCAGGAAUCUCUUUCGCAAUUCCCUCAGAUCGAAUUCGACAGUUCUUGGCAGAUUUCCAUGAGCGCCAGUUGAAAGGAAAGGUUCUUUCACAGAAGAAAUACCUGGGUCUGAGAAUGUUGCCCCUCUCUAUGAAGUAAGCACGUAUUUGAGUCUGGGUUGUGUUUUAGAAGCCACAGCUGGGCAGUCUUAACAGGCAGCUAAAG